This is a messenger RNA of Phoenix dactylifera (date palm), 2335 nucleotides long. Its product is annotated as alpha-L-fucosidase 1-like. Gene Ontology annotation, biological process: glycoside catabolic process; fucose metabolic process. Gene Ontology annotation, molecular function: alpha-L-fucosidase activity. NCBI's taxonomy places the organism in Eukaryota, Viridiplantae, Streptophyta, Magnoliopsida, Arecales, Arecaceae. Gene Ontology annotation, cellular component: lysosome. The record is from RefSeq and is a predicted model, not a curated record.
AAUUACCAAGCAAGACAAAAUUUUCAUAAUUUUAAUUAUAUUAUAGUCAGGAUACACUGGUUCAAGUUGUGCGUUGUUUGACAUUGUUAAUACAUUAUUUUUUCGCACAAAAGAUACAACUCCAACCCCAUACUAUUAUAUUGAUUUUUUUUUACCAAUAUAAAUCCUUAAUUGGAGUUAUAUUGAAUUUGAAUUCUCCUCCGAAAGCAAAUCCUUAACCGUACCCAAAAAAAAAAUCAAAAAGAAAAUCCUUAAACAAGCUCGCAAAUAUUAAUCACGACGACUUAUAUAGUGCAUGACAGCUACAUUAUUUGGCCUAGCACAAUGUAAGGAUCAUCCAGCUGUCUCACCAUACGUAUGGCUGUGAUUUAUCAUCCAGUAUUCCUAUUGUACCUCCAAACUGGGGACGAUCCCAGACGGUCACCCAGCCAAUGCCAAUUCAAUUAAGAGCAACGAUAAGACGCCACACCAGCUGAGUGACUUUUUGUGUGACUUUUCUUGGGUUGCUUUUUAAACAUUUUCCUUUCCAAACUGCGACACCAUUCCCUCGUUUUGGUUUAACGUGCAGACAAGCACCCCACCCGUGACCCAUGUUAGCUUCCGUUUAUGCCUCUCUCACACAACCCUCCACCCACAUCCCUCCCACCCCAAACCUUUCCUACCUUCCUCCCAUUCCCAACCCCCUCUUUUCCCUGACCUUUGUCCACUUCUCACCACACAACGCAUCAAGAAUCUUUCUUUCCCCGCUUCUUUCUCCUCCUCUCCUUAUAUCACCACAACCAAACGGGUGAGCAGCGAGGAAAGCAUGAGAAGUUUAUGGUUUCUGAUUGCCAUCUUACUUCACCAAUCUCUCUCCGCUCAGUCUAAACUCCCAACGCCGCCGCUGCCGCUCCUUCCGAUCCCCGCCGCGGCGCAGCUGAAAUGGCACCGCCGGGAGCUCGUGAUGUUCUUCCACUUCGGCAUGAACACCUUCACGAACUCCGAGUGGGGGACCGGCGAGGAGAGCCCGUCGCUCUUCAACCCCACCGCACUCAAUGCAAAACAGUGGAUCGAUGCCGCCGCCUGCGCAGGCUUCUCCCUCGUCAUCCUCACCGCCAAGCACCACGACGGCUUCUGCCUCUGGCCUUCGCAGUACACCGCCCAUUCCGUCCAGCGGAGCCCGUGGAGAGGAGGGAAAGGCGACGUCGUCAGAGAGUUCGUGGAUGCUGCUCGUGCCCGAGGGAUCGAUGCCGGGCUAUAUCUCUCGCCGUGGGAUCGCCAUGAGAAGUCCUACGGUCUUGAGAUUGAGUACAAUGAGUUCUACAUGGCCCAGCUCCAAGAGCUGCUCACUAGAUAUGGGAGCAUAUCGGAGAUAUGGUUCGACGGCGCCAAGGGAAAGAAUGCGAAGAACAUGACGUACUACUUCGAGGAUUGGUUUGCAAUGGCGAAGCAGCUGCAAAGCUCCAUCAACAUAUUCUCCGAUGCCGGUCCCGACGUCAGGUGGGUCGGCGACGAGAAGGGGUUUGCAGGAACUACAUGCUGGUCCACCAUUAACCGCACCAUGCUGAAGAUUGGAGAUGCCAGUAUAGUCAAGUAUCUGAACGUCGGUGAUGCACGAGGAACCGACUGGGUGCCGCCGGAGUGCGACGUUUCGAUUCGGCCGGGCUGGUUCUGGCACAAGAAUGAGACUGCAAAACCAUUGAGCCAGCUGCUAGAUAUAUACUACAAAUCGGUAGGCCGGAACUGUGUUCUUCUACUCAACGUGCCACCGAAUUCCACCGGCCUGGUCUCCGACGCCGACAUCGAAAGGCUAAGAGAAUUCCGUUCAGCAAUCAACACCAUCUUUUCGACGGAUUUAGCCCAAGGAAGCAAAGCAAAAGCCAGCAGCCAGAGAGGCGGCAGCUUCGCAGCGAUGAACGUGGUCGAUGGCGAUGACCAGACCUACUGGGCUCCGAAGGAGGACAAGGAUGGGAAUGGAUAUUGGAUUGAAUUGGAGAGAUGGGAUCCAAGUGCGAGCUUCAAUGUGGUCAGGAUUCAGGAGGCUAUUGCAAUGGGGCAGAGGAUAAAGCGGCACGAGGUGUAUGCCGAUGGGAAGCUGGUGGCGAGCGGGACGACGGUGGGGUACAAGCGGCUCCACCGGCUGAAGACGCCAGUUGAAGCCAGGAAGGUGAAGGUGUGGAUCAAGGAGUCACGGGGGGUGCCGCUGAUAUCGGCAGUGGGCCUGCACUUUGAUCCAUUUCAUAGAGUCUCCAUGAAGAAUAAUGAGACUUCAGUUUGAAUUCAUCUUUCACCAAAUCUUGUUGGACGAAUCUACUUUAAGAGAACAAAUUAAGAAAGAGAUUCUCUUCUUGUGAUA